Messenger RNA from Xenopus laevis (African clawed frog), 2547 nucleotides. RefSeq names its product alpha-1,3-mannosyl-glycoprotein 4-beta-N-acetylglucosaminyltransferase C-like (gene mgat4c.S). The record is from RefSeq and is a predicted model, not a curated record. The transcript is spliced from 4 exons. NCBI's taxonomy places the organism in Eukaryota, Metazoa, Chordata, Amphibia, Anura, Pipidae. Bases 286 to 1689 code for a protein of 467 amino acids.
CAUAGAAAAGCUGAGGUAGCUUUCAGCUUCAGCACCAGUGCUAUUAUGAUGGAUGUUUACAUCUCUUCAUUGAGAGCCAAUUAUCUUGCUUCUGUGUGAGGCCCAAGCAUCACUCAUGCUGCCGGUCUGGAUACAACAGUAUUGGAUCUAGCUGAACGGAUAGCUCUUCUGUGUGUAUGAAUGAAACAGGACUUGUGAAAAUAAAAUAGUUAUCGGCAGUUAAGGUCUUCACAAAAUAUAUGCAUCUCUGCUUAGAACGACUAUAUUAUCAAAUACCUUGAUAAAAUGAGAUGUUUUCGAAAACGUUCCACAAUACCAGUCUUAGGAGUUCUAAUCAUAUGCCUGAUGUUCAUGAAUUUGUACAUUGAAGAUGAAUAUGUUCUGGAAGAAGAAGCUAAACAUCUUAAAGAUACAUCUACUCAUCCGCUGGGCUCAGAUCGAUAUAUUCACACAUUUAAGAAUUUAUCUAAUUUGUCCCCUUCCAUAAAUGUAAAAUACCGUAUUUUAGCUGGGAUGCCAUUAUCCAGAAAAAGAUACCUUACGAUUGGACUUUCUUCAGUUAAAAGGAAAAAAGGAAAUUAUUUACUAGAAACAAUAAAAUCUAUAUUUGAGCAGUCAAACUACGAAGAACUAAAAGAAAUCAUGGUAGUCGUUCACCUUGCAGAGUUUGAUUCCUCUUGGUGUGAAAGUAUUGUUCAAGAUAUAUCUCGAAAAUUUUCCCAUCACAUUAUUGCUGGUAAACUGACCAUUAUCCACACCCCCAUGGAAUUCUACCCCAUGUUAGAAGGUUUAAAAAGAAAUUACAAUGACCCUGAUGACCGUGUCAAAUUUAGAUCAAAACAAAAUGUGGACUAUGCAUUUCUUUUGAAUUUUUGCGCUAAUCUCUCUGACUAUUAUGUGAUGCUUGAAGAUGAUGUUAGAUGUUCCAGAAACUUUUUGACAACAAUAAAGAAAGUUAUAACUUCACGAAAAGGAUCCAGUUGGGUUACCUUGGAGUUUUCCAAACUAGGAUACAUUGGGAAGCUAUAUCACUCUCAUGACUUACCACGGCUAGCCCAUUUUUUGCUCAUGUUUUACCAGGAAAUGCCUUGUGACUGGUUGCUAAUCCAUUUUAGAGGUCUUCUGGCUCAAAAGGACACAAUUCGUUUUAAGCCAUCUCUCUUCCAGCAUAUGGGAUACUACUCAUCAUACAAGGGGGCAGAAAAUAAACUGAAAGAUGAUGAUUUUGAAGACGAUGCAUUUGACAUACCAGAUAAUCCAUCAGCAAGCCUAAAUACGAAUAUGAAUGUAUUUGAAAAUUAUGAACCUAUUAAGGCAUAUAGUAGCACUGAAGAAUAUUUCUGGGCCAAAUCACCUUCCAGUGGUGACUUCUACCAUAUUGCAUUUGAAAGACCUAUCAAAAUAAAUAAAAUAAAAGUCUGCACAGGAACUGAAGAUCGUCAGAAUGAUAUUUUGCAUCAUGGUACAUUAGAGGUUGGAGAACGAGUCAUUGGCAAUAAAAAAGGAAAAAAAUGUACAACUUAUCUCAGAUUAGGAGACUUUAAAAAUGGGAACUUUGAAAUGGAAAACAUAGAUCGAAAAGUCCUAUUUAAUAUUGACUGUAUUCGGAUUCUUGUGACUAAAAAUCAAAUUGAAUGGCUAAUUAUUAAAAGUAUUAGCAUUUGGACUACAGAGCCAAUGAACCAGUAAGUCGGUUUUCCUUCCUUUUGGAAGAAUGAAAUACAUUAUCAGCUGAAUGUUAACUGGUUUAUUUCCCUGAUAGACAAACCUUUUAAUAAAAGCUAAAAUGCCAAUGGCAGAUGGUGUGGGACAAUUCUGUUUAUAUCUGACAUGUCAUGCAAUAUUUAACAAUACCUGUGUUUCUGGAUGUGCUAGUUUUUAUAUAAAACAAAACAAAGUUUGGUUGAAAUUACUUGGUUAUGCAGUUUUAAAGGAAAUGUAAACUCCAAAAAAUGAAUUUGUUAAUUUACUAGCAUUGCUUCACUGAGUAUUUCAAUUUACACAUUUUAUAUUAAUUUCCUUACUUUAGCAGUUUCUUGCAUAUUAACAGUUUUAGAAAAAAAAUGUAUUCGUUAAUACAAGGUUUAUGGCUCAAUAGCUCUCUCAGAAAAUCAGCAACUCCAGGGUUUAGUACUACAGAAAGUGCUUAGACUCUUAGGGGCUGAUUAUUAAUUCAAAAAUCAUUCAUUCAAAAUCAAGAUUUUUGUAUGUAUUAUAUGUUUUAUCCAUUGAGAAUUUUAUUCUGUGCUUUCUACAAUCUACAUCUCGUUGGGUUGUAAAUAGCAAUAUUUUUAUUUCUUAUGAUUUUCUUUGUAAUAACAUUAUUGGCGAAUCAUAGCAAAAUGUGAUAACCAAAAUUGAUAAAUGGGAUUGAUAAAUAAGCCCCAUAGGGUCACUGACAUACUGAUCUUCAACGAGAGCAGCAACUUAAAAGUGUCAAGGAAACUAUCUCAGGAACCACUAAAAAUAGACAUUUUUGGGUUUAAUUGAUCAAAAAUCGAUUGUGAGGUUUUAGAAUUUUUUUUAUGCUUUGAAUUAACUCACAGU